AUGGCUGCUCAGUCGGAAAGUUUGGAGUUUGAGAAAUUUGUCGGAACGGCGCAUGUCUCGCAGAAACUAAUGGGACGUUCAUCGACGACGACGUUCACACUGGAAGAAGCAGAACCUCUGUACGAUGGCCCAGAUGAGACGAUAGAGCGAAUCAUCAUAACCAUCGCCAUAACUCGCCAUCACUCAAUACUUGCUUUGCCCUUCGAAAGCUAA
This is a messenger RNA of Soboliphyme baturini, 213 nucleotides long. Lineage: Eukaryota; Metazoa; Nematoda; Enoplea; Dioctophymatida; Soboliphymatidae. The record is from the annotation of a GenBank genome assembly.